AUGACCAUCACUCUCCUCCAUCUCGAGGUGGUCAAUGUAGAGGCAAGAGUUGCAACUCCAUCACACUCGUCGAGCAGCAACGACAAACAGCUAAACGACAGCCUGACGAGGAUCAAAAACCGCCUGCGCCAUCGGUUUUCCCGCCGCAUCAUCCUCGCGCCAUGGACGUCAAGCAGUACAUUGGCGACAAUGUCGUUCGCAUCCUUGGGUCGUCCGACAGCGCAACGGUCGACUUUGUCCACUCGGCUGCCACAUCGUCCAAAACAGCUGGUGACCUCUACCAUACCCUCGUCGGCAUGGGUCUGGACGAGACGCCAGACUUGAAAGACUUUGCCACUCAGGUCCACUCGCUCAUCCCGCGCAAGACGAAGACCAAGACGCCAAAGGCCGCCCCUUCGGUCAACUCGCAGAAGUUCUCUCUAUUGCUCGACGACGAGCCCUCCAGCUCGAAGAAGAAGAAGAAGGACAAGGUUGAACGCGAGACUGUCAAGCAGUCGCGGUCGUCACGGAAACGCGAAACCGAUGGCAACUGGGACGAUGAGCCCGAGGACCUGGAGCCCAAGCGCGCGAGGAUAGACUCGCCUACGCCACCACGAGAGGACCUCCCGCCAGAAGAGACGGAGGAGGAGAGGCGGGAACGCGAGGCGGCCGAAGACUUGGCCGAGCGAGAUGCGUUCGCGGCGCGCAUGCGCGACAAGGACAAGGACCGGACGAAGAAGGUUGUUGCGGACAGGACGGGCGAGGGCGGCAAGGAGGCAGCGAGGAGAGAAGCGCUCGCCAAUGAUCCUGUCGCCCGAGCCUCUGUCAUGGACGACCUGCGUCUCCACUCGCGUCAGGAGUAUCUCUCCAAGCGUGAGCAGCAGCGACUCGACCUGCUCAAGAUGGAGCUCGAGGACGAGAAGGUCCUGUUCCGUGGGCAGCAGCUGUCGAAGCGCGAGAUGGAGGAGUACCAGCGCAAGGUCGAGCUCGUCAAGAUUCUCGAGGCGCGGCAGAAGAUCGAUGACGGCACUGAGGGCUACAUGCUCCCCGACGACUACAUCACCGAGCAAGGUCGCAUCGACUCGAAGAAGCGCAAGAACGCAUUGUAUAAGCGCUACGACGAGGCCAAGCCCAAGGACGGCGAGUUUGUCACCGACAUCGACACAUGGGAGGAGAGCCAGCGGUACAAGACCGACUUGACCACCGGCGCGCUCGACAAGGUCAUCAUCGAGGACGAGUACGACUAUGUCUUCGACGAGUCACAGGGCAUCAAGUUCCUGCAGGAGGGCAAGCUGAACGGAACGUUGACUGCUGAGGCGCAAGCCAUCAUGCAGCAGGUCGAAGAGGCGGAGAAGCGCGCGCAGAGCAUCGACGACACGCGCAAGUCGCUACCGAUCUACGAGUUCCGCGACGAGCUGCUGGAGGCUAUCGCCGAGCACCAGGUGCUGAUUGUUGUCGCCGAGACGGGUUCCGGCAAGACGACACAAUUGCCGCAGUACCUCCACGAGGCUGGCUACACCAAGGGCGGCAUGAAGGUCGGAUGCACGCAGCCGCGUCGUGUCGCCGCCAUGUCGGUCGCCGCCCGUGUCGCUGAAGAAGUAGGCACGCGACUGGGUCAGGAGGUCGGCUACUCGAUCCGUUUCGAGGAUAUGACGAGCGACAAGACGGUCCUCAAGUACAUGACGGACGGUAUGCUUCUUCGAGAGUUCUUGACCGACCCCGAGUUGUCAACCUACUCGGCGCUCGUUAUCGACGAGGCCCACGAGCGUACCCUGUCCACGGAUAUCCUGUUCGGCCUGGUCAAGGACAUUGCGCGGUUCCGACCAGAGCUCCGCCUGCUCAUCUCGUCAGCGACGAUGAACGCCCAAAAGUUCUCCGAGUUCUUCGACGGUGCGCCAAUCUUUGACGUCCCUGGCCGUCGCUUCCCCGUCGACAUGUUCUACACGCAGCAACCCGAGGCCAACUACAUCCACGCGGCGGUGACGACGAUUCUGCAGAUCCACACCACGCAGCCAAAGGGUGACAUCUUGCUCUUCCUCACUGGUCAGGAUGAGAUCGAGGCGUGCGAGGAGAACUUGACCGAGACGAUGCGGACACUAGGCGACAAGGUGCCCGAGCUGAUUAUUGCGCCCAUUUAUGCCAACCUCCCGAGCGAGCAGCAGACGAAAAUCUUCGAGCCGACACCAGAAGGCGCGCGCAAGGUCGUCCUGGCCACCAACAUUGCCGAGACGUCCAUCACCAUCGACGGUGUUGUGUACGUUAUCGACCCCGGGUUCGUCAAGCAGAACAACUACAACCCAAAGACUGGCAUGUCGUCGCUAGUUGUUGAGCCUAUCUCACGCGCCUCGGCACAGCAACGUGCGGGCCGUGCUGGUCGUGUUGGUGCAGGCAAGGCAUUCCGCCUGUAUACCAAGUGGGCGUUCAAGAACGAGCUGCCGCAGGACACGAUCCCAGAAAUCCAGCGUACCAACCUCGGCAUGGUGGUCCUCAUGCUUAAAUCCCUCGGCAUCAACGACAUUCUCAACUUUGACUUUUUGGACAAGCCGCCAGCCGAGACGAUCAUCCGGUCGUUCGAGAUGCUGUACGCGCUCGGCGCGCUCAACCACAAGGGCGAACUGACACGUCUUGGGCGACGCAUGGCCGAGUUCCCUGUCGACCCGAUGCUGUCCAAGGCCAUCAUCGGGUCCGAGGUGUUCAAGUGCACGCACGAGGUGCUAAUCAUCAUCUCCAUGCUGCAGGAGUCGGGCUCGCUGUUGUACCGCCCCAAGGACAAGCGGGUGCACGCCGACCAGGCGCACAAGAACUUUGUCAAGCCCGGCGGUGACCACUUCACCCUGCUCAACAUCUUCAACCAGUGGGCCGAGACAAACUACAGCCAGCAGUUCUGCCAGGAGAACUUUGUGCAGUACAAGUCGCUGUGCCGCGUGCGCGAUAUCCGCGACCAGCUGGCGAGCCUGUGCGACCGUGUCGAGGUGGUUAUCGAGUCCAACCCCAACGAGAUUGUGCCGGUACAAAAGGCCAUCACGGCCGGGUACUUCUACAACACUGCGCGCAUCGACAAGGGUGGCGGUUACCGCACGACCAAGAACAACCACACAGUGUUUAUCCACCCGAGUUCGUGCCUCAUCGGCAUGCAGCCCCCGCCGCGCUUCAUUCUCUACUACGAGCUCGUGCUCACGUCGAAAGAGUAUAUGCGGCAGUGUGUGCCGAUCGAGGGGUCGUGGCUGUCUGAGCUGGCGCCGCACUACUUCAACAAGAACGAAAUUGAGAACUUGCUCGGGUCGGCGAGCCGUGUGAAGAUGCCGAAACAGAUUGAGAGCACGCAGCAGAAGGUGGGACCGGUGGCGUAGUAGUUGUAUCAGUAGUAGCAGUCAUCAUCUUGCAUUGUGUGGGCGGG
This is a messenger RNA of Vanrija pseudolonga, 3376 nucleotides long. RefSeq names its product Pre-mRNA-splicing factor ATP-dependent RNA helicase-like protein cdc28 (gene cdc28). The record is from RefSeq and is a predicted model, not a curated record. The coding region runs from base 162 to 3329 and encodes 1055 amino acids. Gene Ontology annotation, molecular function: RNA binding; ATP binding; helicase activity. Gene Ontology annotation, cellular component: intracellular anatomical structure; catalytic step 2 spliceosome. Lineage: Eukaryota; Fungi; Basidiomycota; Tremellomycetes; Trichosporonales; Trichosporonaceae. The transcript has 4 exons.